CUGGUAAGCAAAACAAGAGGACCAAACCCAAAGAACGCGCAACUCAAGACGCGGCUGAGCCAGGCAGAUACUUUGGCCUCUUCUAUAUCCUCCCGCGUAGUUCCCUUGCCCCCAAACCUCCGCCAAAGAUGAAUAUCAUCAAGCUGCAAAAGAAAUACCCCCAGUUCCAGCAGGGCGAGAUCUUUGGGCUGCAAGAUGCUUUCCGCAAGCUCGACAUUGACGACAAGGGCUAUCUCGACGAGGCAACGGUCAUCAAGGCGACGCAGCAGACGGAGCACCAGCCCUACGAUGUGGUGCGACAAGCCCUGAAAGAGGUCGAGCUCGACAGCUCGCGGAGAGUAGAACUCGACGAUUAUGUGGAUCUCAUCUCCAAGCUACGCCAAUCCUCUCCCGCCCAGCAGCGCAUGCACACAGGCCCAACCCGCCCUCGAGCUGGCACCGGCGGCACUGGCAGCCUCCCCUCGACCCCUGGGCACGCCUCGAAAGGCAGUGUUGGCGGCGGUGGCGGCAGGAUCCAGGUCCAAGGUUCCUCCGCAAACGUUACUCAUACCAUCAACGAAGAUGAGCGAACCGAGUUCACGCGCCAUAUCAACGCCGUCCUUGCUGGUGACGCAGAUAUCGGCGACCGCCUGCCCUUUGCGGUCGAUACCUUUGAGAUGUUCGAUGCGUGCAAGGACGGCCUGGUCCUGUCUAAGCUCAUCAACGACAGCGUGCCCGAUACCAUCGAUGAGCGUGUGCUGAACAAGCCGGGCAAGAAGAUCAAGUCGCUGAACAACUUCCACUUUACCGAGAACAACAACAUCGUCAUUGAGUCGGCCAAGGGUAUUGGUUGCUCGGUCGUCAACAUUGGCAGUGGAGAUAUUAUUGAAGUGCGCGAGCAUUUGAUUCUGGGCUUGAUUUGGCAAAUCAUUCGGAGAGGUCUGUUGGGCAAGAUUGAUAUCAAGCUGCAUCCCGAGCUGUACAGGCUUCUAGAAGACGAUGAGACACUCGAGCAGUUUCUGCGCCUGCCGCCGGAGCAGAUCCUGCUGCGGUGGUUCAACUAUCAUUUGAAGAAUGCCAAGUGGCACAGAACUGUCACCAACUUCUCAACUGAUGUCAAGGAUGGAGAAAACUAUACUGUUUUGCUCAACCAGCUGGCGCCCGAAACCUGCUCUCGCUCCCCGCUUCAACAGAACGAUCUCCUCGAGCGCGCCGAGAUGGUGCUUCAGAACGCUGACGCUCUCGACUGCCGCAAAUUUCUGACCCCAAAAUCUCUCGUAGCUGGCAACCCCAAGCUGAAUCUCGCCUUCGUCGCCAACCUUUUCAACACACAUCCCUGCCUAGACCCCAUCACUGAAGAGGAGAAGGCCGAGAUUGAAGACUUUGAUGCCGAAGGAGAGCGCGAGGCACGUGUUUUUACCCUUUGGCUCAACUCUCUCGACGUCAAGCCCGUUGUACAGUCAUUCUUCGAAGACCUCAAGGACGGCACCGUCCUCCUCCAAGGAUACGACAAAGUCAUCCCAGGCAGCGUAAACUGGCGCCACGUCAACAAGCCUCGGGAAGGCCAGGAGCUGAUGCGCUUCAAGGCUCUGGAGAACACCAAUUACGCCGUCGAGCUCGGGAAGCAGGUACAAUUCUCGCUCCCCGGUAUUCAAGGCGCCGAUAUUACCGACGGCCAGCGCACCCUGACCCUCGGCCUCGUGUGGCAACUCAUGCGAAAGGAUAUUGUGUCUACUCUGAAGGGCCUCGCACAACGCCUCGGCAAGCGCGAAAUCGCCGACGCAGAUAUGAUCAGGUGGGCCAACGACAUGGCGCGCAAAGGUGGCAAGAGCACCCAGAUCCGGUCAUUCAAGGACUCGGGCCUUAGCAAUGCUGUCUUCUUGCUUGAUGUCUUGGCUGGCAUGAAGCCCGCCUACGUUGACUACGACCUGGUAAAUGCAGGGCGCAAUGAAGACGAGUGCUACCAGAACGCCAAGUUGGCCAUCAGUAUUGCGCGAAAGAUGGGCGCGACCAUCUGGCUUGUCCCCGAGGAUAUUGUCGCGGUACAGAGUAGGCUGAUUACAACCUUUAUUGGUAGCUUGAUGAGUACGCAUGAGAAGAUGGGUGGGUCGUAGAACUCGAGGGUCCCGACAAACGAGCGGACGGGACGACAUGAUUUUGCGAGUCGAUGAGCGAACGGGUCACGAAAAAGGGUUUCUUUUAUUAUAGUUUUACACGAAAAUUCACAAAGAUUGUUCAUACCUCGCCG
Molecule: messenger RNA, 2227 nt
Organism: Cucurbitaria berberidis CBS 394.84
Lineage: Eukaryota; Fungi; Ascomycota; Dothideomycetes; Pleosporales; Cucurbitariaceae
Exons: 4
Coding region: 129-2093 (654 amino acids)
Biological process (GO): actin filament bundle assembly; actin filament network formation
Cellular component (GO): actin filament bundle; cytoplasm; actin filament
Molecular function (GO): actin filament binding
Source: RefSeq, a predicted model, not a curated record